AUGGCCAACCCAAAUCUCUCACAGCAGACCAGUCGCGCAUCAACAAACAUAACCCUUAUCAAUAAUGGUUGGACUCUCUUACCUUCGGACGGUCCUCUCAGAGUAGCGGUCGAGAAAUUCAUCAAGGACAAUCCAAAAAAAGACCUCACGCAGUUUGAGAAGACAACAUACGAUGAACUACGUAACGCUGUUCAGCAGAUCCAACAGGAACAGAACGAACGCCGCGAGAUGAUGAAUCUUGCUCGCAUACAAUCAUUCCUUGAAGCUAUGCACCAAUUUGGCAAGGUCAUCGAAGUUUUCCUAAACGUCACAGAUGCUCUCGCUUUCGUCUGGGGCCCAAUGAAGCUCUUGCUGCAGACCGCAAGUACAUUCACCGACUCUUUCGAGGCUUUACUGAGAGCCUAUGAACAAAUCGGAGAGCAGCUGCCUCUUCUCUCGGAGUAUGACAGUCUAUUUCGCUCGAAUCUACACGUGAAAGACGCUUUGAUACGGAUGUACAUCGAUAUACUGGAGUUCCACCAACAGGCGCUGAGAUUUUUUCGGGGGAGUAUGUGGAAAAACUUCUUUCGUGCUAUGUACGUGGAUGAAAUGGCGAAGCUGACCUCGAAGAUUGCCGAUAUACUCGCUCAGGAGCAGCGCAAGAAAAUGGGUACGGUCAAAGAAUGGCUCGCUGUUGGGCAGCAGAAUUCCGGGUUCCAUACCUCGUACGGACAGAUUCGGAAAGAGUAUCCCAAUACGACCCAAUGGAUAUUGAAGCAUGAGGCAGUGAAGAACUGGUUGGCUGCUGAUCCUCCCGCCACACCGAACUUGUGGAUCAAUGGUAUUCCAGGUGCAGGUAUUAUUUGCUUCUUUUAUUGUCGCAACGACGAUCCUCUAAGCUCUUCACCGGUUGGUAUCAUUAAAGCACUUGUUGAUCAACUGCUGACCCAGCACCCUUACCAUUUACCUCCAUGCUACACCGCACGGACCACGAGUGGCGAGCCUGUACUUCGGUCUCUUAGCCUAGCGACCAAAAUGCUGCGAGAGUUUUGUCUCACACUUGAGAAGGUAUUCAUUGUAGUUGAUGGUCUGGAUGAGUGCAGUCAGGUUGAGAGAAAGCAAGCUUUGGAUGUGUUGAUGGACAUCGUAUCUCAAUGCGACGUUACUGAGGCCGGAAAACUUCGCCUGCUCGUUGUUAGCCAGGAUUAUAUGGACAUUCGACGUACACUCUUUGGCUCAGGGAACGCUAAGCUGGUUCCAAAGGUUGUCCAAAUCUCACAUGAAGACAAUGAAGGUGAUAUCUUCAUGUAUGUCAAAUUCUGGGUGGAUAAGAUCGAUUCGAAGUUCGAGCUGGGUAGGGAUGUAACUGAAUACCUGACCAAUCUAACAGUGGCGAAUGCCAAAGGCAUGUUUCUGUUUGCAAAGCUAGUCAUGCGUAAUUUGUACGACCAGGCAACCCGGGAGGUGUUGUUGGACGCAAUCAGAACCACAAAUUUCCCUACAAAGCUCAAAGAAGCCAAGGAAGAGUGGAACGAGGCUACCAAACUCCUUGGUUGGAUGGUUUGUGCAAAGCGACGUCUGACUUGGCGCGAGAUGCAAAUAGCCUUGUCGAUCGACAUCGAUAACCAGACGAUAGAUUACGACAAUAAACGCCUCCGAAAGCACAUACACGAGAUUUGCGGAUCCCUGAUUUCGGUCCACAGUGAUCAGGUGUCUUUUGUCCAUAGCACAGCAAAGACGUUCAUCACACAUGUCAUCCCCGACAUUCACGAACCUUCAAUCGAGUGCAACCUUUCAGUGCUUUGCCUUCAAUACUUGACAUUCCCCUGCUUCGACAAGUUUGAAGAUGACGACGAGAAGGAACUUCAACGGCUUGCACUAGAGGGCUAUCUUGCACUUCAAGACUAUGCCAUCGCGACUUGGUUUCAUCAUAUCAACGCGUUCGUCAAUAGUAGCCAAGAGUUCCUUGUUAGUUUGUCUGACCAGGAUCCUCGUCUCGAUUCCAUUGAGACAGCCCUUGACGACUUUAUGUCAAAGUACGGAGAAGAGGAUUGGGAGAAGGGAUUGGUUGAAGAGUGCAAAAACAGCUGCCGAGCAUUCGAAGACUUCUCUCUAUUUGAGAAUCUUGUUCUACUCACCAGCCACAUCUACACCUUCCAGAAGAAAGGUUUUGAGGCUAGGCACAAAAUCAGCAUUGGGGGCCUUGAUGAGGCACUCAAAAGGAAUCGCAAAGUCUUGGAGGAGCUUCCCGCCAAGCUCGAGAAAGCCAAAGCGACAAAGGACCUAACUACUUAUUCCAGAUUCUACGACGCGGAAAAACCGUACAAGUGCAACAGGAUCACUUGUCGAUACUUCUCCGAAGGAUUCAAGGACAAGCAAUCCAGGAAGCGGCAUGUGAACGUUCACGAUCGUCCGUACCAUUGCGAUGUGCAGGACUGUCUUGGGCAAGAAGGUUUUGCGAAAGAGAACGAUCUUCAGAAGCACAUGCGAGCGUUCCAUCCUGAAUUGUGUGAUCUCGCACAAACGUUCAACAGCGCAACAGCAAAACGUGGAAAGGCCGAUCACGCCUGCGCAAUCUGCGGCAAGACGUUCACGCGCAGCUUCCAUCGCAAGAACCACGAAGCCAGCCAUCGAGGUGAGAGACCACACAGUUGCCCGGAAUGUGGCAAAGCGUUUACAAGAGCGAACGAUUGCAAGCGACACCAAAAAAUUCACGAACGGAAAUCGAAGUAA
This is a messenger RNA of Macroventuria anomochaeta, 2712 nucleotides long. Its product is annotated as C2H2 domain-containing protein. The record is from RefSeq and is a predicted model, not a curated record. NCBI's taxonomy places the organism in Eukaryota, Fungi, Ascomycota, Dothideomycetes, Pleosporales, Didymellaceae. The transcript is spliced from 9 exons. Bases 1 to 2712 code for a protein of 903 amino acids.